Messenger RNA from Oppia nitens, 735 nucleotides. RefSeq names its product integumentary mucin C.1-like. Bases 1 to 735 code for a protein of 244 amino acids. The record is from RefSeq and is a predicted model, not a curated record. Lineage: Eukaryota; Metazoa; Arthropoda; Arachnida; Sarcoptiformes; Oppiidae. The transcript has a single exon.
AUGACUACUAUAACUACAACCGAACCAACCAUUACUACAACUGAACCAACUAUUACUACAACCGAACCAACCAUUACUACAACUGAACCAACUAUUACUUCAACUGAUCCAACUAUUACUACAACAAUACCUACCAGUAUUAGUACUACUGAAGAGACUAUAAUAACAACCGAUACAACCACUAGUCCGACGAUGACUACUAUAACUACCAUUACUACAACUGAACCAACYAUUACUACAACUGAACCAACCAUUACUACAACUGAACCAACCAUUACUACAACUGAACCAACUAUUACUUCAACUGAUCCAACUAUUACUACAACAAUACCUACCAGUAUUAGUACUACUGAAGAGACUAUAAUAACAACCGAUACAACCACUAGUCCGACGAUGACUACUAUAACUACAACCGAACCAACCAUUACUACAACUGAACCAACUAUUACUACAACCGAACCAACCAUUACUACAACUGAACCAACUGAACCAACUAUUACUUCAACUGAUCCAACUAUUACUACAACAAUACCUACCAGUAUUAGUACUACUGAAGAGACUAUAAUAACAACCGAUACAACCACUAGUCCGACGAUGACUACUAUAACUACAACCGAACCAACCAUUACUACAACUGAACCAACCAUUACUACAACUGAACCAACUAUUACUUCAACUGAUCCAACUAUUACUACAACAAACCUACCACUAUUACUACAACUGAACCAACUAUAA